Drosophila innubila is the source of this 1426-nucleotide messenger RNA. Its product is annotated as aminoacylase-1A-like. The record is from RefSeq and is a predicted model, not a curated record. Gene Ontology annotation, biological process: amino acid metabolic process. Lineage: Eukaryota; Metazoa; Arthropoda; Insecta; Diptera; Drosophilidae. Gene Ontology annotation, molecular function: aminoacylase activity. Gene Ontology annotation, cellular component: cytoplasm. The transcript has 4 exons. The coding region runs from base 104 to 1312 and encodes 402 amino acids.
CAGUCAUAAAUAAGAGCUGACAGUGGUUAUAAGGUGCUACUGCACAAAAAUUUUCAUUCAGUUUAAAGCAAGAAGCAUCUAAGAGCACACUAAACAAACCAAAAUGAGCAAAGCAGAGUGGGAAAAUAAUGAAGAAAUUAAGAUCUUCCGUGAAUAUCUACAAAUUCCAUCCGUGCAUCCAAACAUUGACUACACACCAUGCGUAGAAUUCUUGAAAAGACAGGCUGAGAGUCUCGAUCUCUCGGUGCAUGUGGUUUAUCCAGCCAAUGAAAAUAAUCCAGUCGUGAUUCUGAAGUGGGAGGGCAGCGAGCCAGAGCUGCCUUCCAUUAUACUGAACUCCCACAUGGAUGUGGUUCCUGUGGUAACCGAAAAGUGGGAACACGAUCCCUUCGGUGCUGAAAUGGAUGAUGAGGGCCGCAUUUUUGCUCGCGGUACGCAGGAUACAAAACAAAUUGGAACACAAUAUCUAGGUGCCAUUCGUGCCCUCAAAGCAGAAGGAUUCCAGCCAAAACGCACAGUGUAUGUGACCUUUGUACCCGAUGAGGAGCUUGGCGGUCACCUUGGCAUGAAAGAAUUUGUCAAGGAUGACUACUUCAAGAGCAUGAAUGUGGCCUUUAGUUUGGAUGAAGGAUCUCCCAGCUUGGAUGAGAACUACUAUGUAUUCUAUGCAGAGCGAACUGCCUGGCCCAUCAGAUACAAAUUCAGUGGAACUGCCGGCCAUGGUUCUAUCUUGCUUCCACACACUGCGGGCGAAAAGCUUCAUUAUGUUUUAAAUAAGAUGAUGGAGUUCCGUGCAUCACAGGUGAAGAUGUUAACAGAUGAUCCCGAUCUCUUCAUGGGGGAUGUGACCACGCUGAAUCUUACCCAAGUAAUCGGUGGACAGCAGAACAAUGUGGUUCCUGCUGAACUGGAAGUAAUCUUUGAUUUACGCAUUGCCGUCACGGCUGAUCUGGAAGCCAUGGAGCGAAAAGCUCUUCAGUGGUGCGAGGAAGCAGGUGGCGGUGUUGAGCUCAUCUUUGAACGCAAAGAUGACUUUGUGCCACCUACGAAAAUUGGUGCAUCAAAUCCAUUCUGGGUUGCAUUUGAGAAUUCCAUGAAUGAGCUGAACUUGAAAUUCCGUCCACAAGUGUGUCCCGGUGGAACAGACAGUCGCUAUCUACGCCAACAGGGAGUCGCAUCAUUAGGAUUCUCGCCAAUGAACAACAACACGCCCAUCCUAGCCCACGAUCACGAUGAAUAUAUAACUGCCGAAAUCUAUCUGCACGGUAUUGAGGUCUACAAGAAGAUAAUUCCAGCUAUAGCCAAUGCAUGAAAAGUCAGCAUCAAAUUUACGCCUUUACAAUUAACAUAUUUUUAAAUUUAUGACAUUAAUAAACAAAUGUUCAAAUUUGAAAACAAAUAAACCAAAGAUAAAGUUAUCACAAAA